ACGAGUGGUCGCUUUUUGGUAGCUUUGCUUUGAGGCCUCAGUGCCAACGUAAACCGGCUGAGCGACUGCUAUUCAUCACACAUCAUGGCAGGCCGGUUCAGUGUCUACGAUUAUGAUGACGAUCUUGGAGGCUUUGGUGGGAUUGGUGCCUUUGGCAAUCGCUUCAAUGACUUUGACGAUUACCAGGAUGAUGAUGCGGGUGCUGGAGGCGAAAUCGAGGAACAACCCAUCUUUGACAAGAAGAGCUGCUUCCGUGAUCGUGAGGAGCGCAUCGUAGCCGUGGGCGCAGCCAAUGACAAGCUCUUCAUCGCUCAGCGUCCCAACACUGUGGGCAUGUAUCGCCCGCAAGUGAGCAGCCCCGAAGAAACCUUCGACGUGUCCGACUACCUCCAAACCGUAUCCAACCUUUUCGUGGAUCCCCAAGGAAUCCAUCUCAUCGUCUGUGGUGAAACGGCCGAGGGAAACCAUACCACGGUGUACGUCAACACACACACACAUCAGCGCACCAAGUGCGCUCCCAUCCGACCGCUACAGAGCCACCGCGUGACUGCCGUGGCCUGGGACCCCGUCUUUCGCGACGAAUCAAGCUCUCACUCGGGCCACGUUCUCGUGGGCACAUUUGAUGGUGCCGUCUACUCAGUUGUAUUUGACGGUGGCGUGCGCGAUUGCGAAUCGGUGUGGAGCUUUCCUCAAGUUCGCGGUCGGCCCUCGCCCAUUUGCUCCCUUCAUGUUGAAUUACUCAGCGGUGGCGAACUCUACGUUACCGUCUCUUCGACUCACCUCUUGAAGCAAUUCAUGGCCCUGCCCAAGGCUAACGAGCGUCAUCCUUAUGCUUUUGUGUUCAAGCACCCACUACCCAAUGCUGAGCAGGAGGUGAUGGUCCCGAUCUCGCGAUCACAACUGGUUUACCACGGUCGACAGGGCGAGACAGCGUCGGCUUUUGCGUGGUUGACUGGCCAGGGUUUGAUUGUGGGCAACUUGGAUCUUGAGCUGGCACGCACCGGCAACCGCUCCGCCAUCCCGUCGUAUGAUGUGCUGCCCUACGAUGUAGCCUUUAUUGAUGGGGAUGAGGUGCCUCGGAACCUGGGCGAGGACCGCGCCAAUCCUGACAGUGACCCACGUAAUCCCCAGGCCAUCAUGCUCACCCAGUUUCACGUGCUUCUCUUGUAUCCCCGUGCCCUGCGCAUUCUGUGCACGCUGAACAAGCACGCCAUUCCGGGACAAACGUUUCGCCCUGCUCAGGGCGAAAUGCUCAACUUGGUGCGCGACGAGAGCAAUCAGAAAGUCUACUGCUUCUCCAACAAAGCCGUCUUUUAUAUCGAAGCCCACAACGAGGAGCGCGACGUAUGGCGCCUGUACCUGGAACGCGGCAAUUUUUACGAGGCCAUUGAGCAUGCGGGCGGCGAUGCGCAUAAGAUCAACCAAAUUCGCGUCGCACAAGCCGAGGCUCUCAUGGCGGACGGCGCGUAUACUGAGGCAGCCCACAUUUACGCCAAAACAAAUGCAUCGUUCGAGACUGUGGCCCUGAAACUGCUCGAUCAAGGCCCAGAAAACUACGGUGCACUGCGCAACUACCUGCAACAGCGCCUGGGUCAACUGGCGGACACGGAACCGACCAAGAUUGCUCUGCUCAUCACGUGGAUGAUCGAGUUGUACCUGACCUCUCUCAAUGCCAUUCGCUCGUCCAAAGGCCACGACAGUGCUGAUUAUGCCCGCCUAUUUGGCGAGCUGAAGGAGUUUCUGAACCGUGGCAUUUGUCGCACCAAUCUGCACAAGGAAACGGUGCUGGAUCUGAUGCGGGGCCACGGCAACGUGGAUGCACUCCUCUUUUAUGCCGAGCAACAACAAGAUUUCAAGGAGGUGAUUCAGCACCACAUUCAAAUGAACAACAUUGAUGGCGCAAUUUCUGUGCUCAAAGACCAGAUCGACGAGCGCCCCGAACUCUUGGCCAUGUUUGCAGCACAUAUCAUUCAACAUCGGCCCCAGGAGCUUCUCGACAUUUGUCAUCUCAACUCGCGCAUUGAUGCCGGGCAACUUAUUCCAGCCUUUGUGCGGUAUCAACAGCAAGCCAAUUGCAAGGCAGAAACCCUGGAUGCCAUCCGCGCCUACCUUGAGUGGGUGAUUGAGCGCAACCCGCGCAGCAAUGAAAGCGUCUACAACUACCUUGUGUCCCUCUAUGUCACUUUGGACCAGGAGCAGCCCUUGCUGCGAUUCUUGAAGGAGCAAGAAGAGCGCCCGCAGUUUGAUCGUGAUUAUGCCUUGCGCCUGUGUCACGAAAAGAACAAGCUGCGUGCGUGCGUUGAGCUCUACUCCUCCAUGGGCAUGUUUGAGGAGGCCGUCCAAAUUGCCUUGCAGGUUGGCAGUCAACAGGCCGAUGCCAAGCUUGAGCUGGCCACCUCAAUCAUCGAGCGGGUCAAAGAGGAAGAAGCCGAUAAAAUCAUGUCCGCUGACUUGCCGAAGAAGCUGUGGUCCAUGGUGGCUGAAUUUACCGUCAAGGAGAUUUGUGACGUUCCGCUGGCCAUGAAGGUGUUGGAGCAAAGCCAAGUGUUGAAGAUUGAGGACAUUUUGCUUUUCUUUCCCGAUUUCUCGCGGAUCAACGAGGUUCAGGAGCACAUUCAAACUAGCCUCCAGGAGUACAACAACGAGAUUGGCAACCUCAACGAAACCAUGAAAGCAGCCCAGCUCUCCGCCAAAGCAAUUCGUGGCGAUAUCCAGGCCUUAAACCAGCGAUACCAAGUGGUGACAGGCAACAUGAGCUGUGGAUUGUGCGACUACCCCCUGAUGUCGCGCGCUUUUUACGUCGUGCGAUUCAUCAAGCCGUCGGAGCGUAAAAAGGUGGAUCGGCAUCAGCGCGACUUGAAACGCGCGCGGGAGGACCCCAACUUCCGCGUCGACGUAGUACGACUGAAUCGGGAGAUUGACGAGAUUGUGGGGCAAGAUUGCUCGCUGUGUGGUGAAAUGGCCAUCCGUGCCAUCGACGAGCCCUUCAUUCCUGAUGAAUUACUGCCAGAGUAUGUGGAGAGCUGGUCCUUGGGUGAUCUCAAUGUCGCGCAAACCUUUGGAAUGAGCGAGGAGGAUCGUGAGCGCCUGGAGCUCGAGGAGGAACAGGAUGGCGAUGCAGACUUGUUGGAGGACAUGGACGACUUUGAUCCUUUGGGUGACCUGGACGUGUAAACAGCACGCUGAUCUGCUGUACACGUGCCACGCGUCACUUUGACAAACACGAUUAGCCGUAUUGAGUCCGCCUUCUUCCUUUUCUUUUUUUUUCUCCCUCGUUUGGCUUGGAACGGGUAUGAGGCGCAUUUGGGAAUUUUUGUUUUGUUCAGUGCCAAUUGACUAGCCGCAAUAGAUUGCGCACUUGAGAUUAGAUAAUGUAGAUCAACACUCGGAACAAAGUUAAACAAAGUCAUGAUAAGCACUCAAACAACACGUUUCAAAUGCCACCUAAGCUAAGUCGAGAGCUCCUCGCCGUGAGAUCAUCAAGGCCUGCCGCAAUUGGAUGAGCUCCUCUCGUGCCACCGUCUCCAUCUGGCGACAGACAUGCACAGAGCGACGGAACUCGGCAAUGUUGGCCUCGAUGCGAUCCUGGAUUGACCGGUCAGACCCAUCAAUUGCAUACUCUUCAAUUGUGUCUUCGACCUCAUCAACUUGCAUGGCAAGGCCUCGGAAGGUGGAGGCCAUUUCCAUUGUGCGCAGCAGGCGCCC
Molecule: messenger RNA, 3705 nt
Organism: Monosiga brevicollis MX1
Lineage: Eukaryota; Choanoflagellata; Craspedida; Salpingoecidae
Exons: 28
Coding region: 85-3174 (1029 amino acids)
Biological process (GO): organelle fusion; intracellular protein transport; endosome to lysosome transport
Cellular component (GO): HOPS complex; endosome
Molecular function (GO): protein-macromolecule adaptor activity
Source: RefSeq, a predicted model, not a curated record